CACGCAUAGUCUAAUGUGUGUGUAUAAUAUAUUCAUAUAACAUAGAUGCUUGGCUUUUGGGGAAUAAUUAAAUAAUCUAACAUCACCAAUUCCAUACAUUAAAAACCUCCAAGCCUCCAUCUCCAGGGCAGAAACAAAACAUCAACACAGCUAAUUAAGAGAAGAACAUGGAGAAAGUGUGCUGCAUGUGCGGCGACGUCGGAUUUUCCGACAAACUAUUCCGCUGCGGGCACUGCCGCAACCGCUUUCAACACUCCUAUUGUAGUAAUUACUACAGUGAGUUUGCGGAGCCGACCGAGAUUUGCGACUGGUGCCAGAGCGACGACAAAAAGCUGAGCAGCGUUGCUAAACACGGCGGAUCUUCGUUUUCUUCUUCAAAGAAGAAGAAGGCUUCUUCCUCCGUAAAUUACGAGAGCGGGGUCACAAACCAAUCGGAGUAUCCUUCCGGUGGCGGGAUCAAGCAUGACAAUAACCAUCACGAUCAAGUGGCCAAGAGCGUUGUUGCCGGACCUGCAGGAGGCGGCGUGCCGUCGCCGAGGACGGCCACGCGAAGGAGACCGCCAGGAUUACAACUGAGAGGGAUUUUGUUCAGCUAGUGCUUUUCAUGCAUGGAUCCAAGCUCUGGUGAAUCUCGAAGUACCUUUGUGAAUGAGUUUGAGUUGGUAAGAUAAUUUAGCAAUUAUAAGCAGCAAUUAAGCUAAGUUUCCAACCGCAGAAUAACAAACACAUGGGAAGGGCCUUCGUGCUAGUAGCCCUAGUUUGGCAUGAAGAUCCUCACCCAACAUUUCUAACAAUGUGACACACAACAUUGCUGACAAUGUGACACAUCUUCUUUGGCGGAUUUGAUAGCUUAUAUGUUUUUACGGCCGCAAUUUCUUCUAACAUAAUUGUAUGUCAUCUACAUAUACUUAAUCUGUACAACAGAUAUAUAUAUAUAUAUAUAUAUAUACAUACUUUUUUGACCAGAAAUUGAUGGUGUUUACAUCUAAUUUAUUUUCCAUUAUGUUUCACCAAAUACUUACGGAAUGGCCAUUCCCGUGUUUCUAAAGGCAGAGCUAUCUUUUAGUAUGGUAAUCAUUUUUUCGCAAAACCUUCAUUUAGUAACAAAAGAUAUAUAAUUUCAUCUACAAUAGUUUGUUUGCUUGAUAGCCAAGUAGUCUAUGAAGAUUAUGUUGCAUGUCCUCCUUGUUGUGGCCAUUCUUGAUGUCUAAUUGGACGGUUUACUAUUUGCACUUCAUGGAAUGUCAAGCAAUGUCCAACACUUUUUGGCUAAAGCCAAUAUCUUCUUAUAACGAAUCACCCAAAGACGUUAUCCUGUUUGAUUGUGAUGCAUCAUAUAACAUAUAGGUUUGUAAAAUAUAAAUUAUAAACCUCCAUAGUCAGUCUUCUUGAUUCAAACUUACAAUUGUUGAAGUUGCUUGGAUUUUUGUUGACAGUAAUGUAGAAUGAGCUUGCGCGGAUGCAGUUGCCGAACACCAUUAGAUGGUGAAGCCUAGAAGAUGCCAAUCCCCUGCCACAUUCUGCUCAGACGACCUCACUCACAUUUGUUCAACCCUCUGCGAUCUGCUCCUGGGCUCAAUCAAAUAAACUAUCCUAAGAAACAAAAACCGUAACAGCAGCAGCGUAAGGGAAGCUGAAGGAGACGAUGUUAUUACCGUGUCAAGAGCAAGAACCAGACAACACAGAUGAGAUUGACCCAUGGAUGCUUUUGGAAGAUGGGAGAAGCUCAAUUCUAUCAAGUAGCAAUGCUUCAAACAACAGCGAAAGGGGCAAUCUUCGAGCCAAAUGAGUCUACUGUUGCAUAGUUGUUUUUAUGAUCAUGAGAGAUCUCUGGAAAGUGAGAAUCAAAGGAGCAAAGAAGCUUGGAUCGUUGAUUCAUUCUUUUGGAUGAACCCUGGCUUAUGAAGAGCAAAAGAAACUGAAUACAUUUUCGAAGUUUGACAUUUAAAAAAAUCUGAUGAGAACAUAAGGAAAAGAAGAAACGUAGAAGUAUAGCCAAAAACCUAUAACUUAUUCAAUACCUCUCAUGGUUUUGUCUACACAGAGAA
Molecule: messenger RNA, 2048 nt
Organism: Brassica napus (rape)
Lineage: Eukaryota; Viridiplantae; Streptophyta; Magnoliopsida; Brassicales; Brassicaceae
Exons: 3
Coding region: 168-596 (142 amino acids)
Source: RefSeq, a predicted model, not a curated record